AUGUAUAUCACAAACUCAGUGUAUCGUGACACGACAUUACCGCGAACGACGUUACCGCGAACGACGUUACCGCGAACGACAUUACCGCGAACGACAUUACCGCGAAUUUUUCGUAGUAGACAUUUGGGCAUUUUUGGUAGUACGUGGUGGGCGGUGGAGGUGUGGGCAGUGUGGGACUACAAAUGGACAAAACGUAAAGCCAAAUUACCAAAUUGCCUUAUUAAAGAAUCUCAUUUAUAA
Messenger RNA from Didymodactylos carnosus, 240 nucleotides. NCBI's taxonomy places the organism in Eukaryota, Metazoa, Rotifera, Eurotatoria, Philodinida, Philodinidae. The record is from the annotation of a GenBank genome assembly.